GAAGUGGGACAGUCGUUUGCCGUACCUCGAUCCCUGAACCUGCGUGCCGGCCUCGUUGUCCUCGCGAUUUCCACCGAAGAGGAAUUUCCUUAAAGUAAGAAGUUAUUGAAUGUCAGUGGAGGACAAAGAGUCCGAGACAUAAUACUGGUUUGGUAAAACGAGGCCUGGUGAAAUGAAGUGACGGUGAAAGUUCGCCGUGUUCAAACGAUCGAAUCAUUUUCUUUCCCUGAGGUCUGCAUGGUCUAUUUUCGAGUCCGCAGUUAAAACCUUUUCAAAGUGAUUUUCGUUUCUUUUACAGCUUUUCAUUUACCCGGCAUCGAUUGUGGUUUGUGCUUUGAGUGGAUCGAGUGUAAAAGCCCUGGGAUUAGUUCGCAAAGUAUCGUACGGAUUGAACAAGUCUCGUUCAAUACUCUUAAGGUUACUUCUACCCGUGUUUUAAAAAUUAUCGCGACUGUAUUUAACUACACAAUUCUCCAUUUCUCGAUUAAUCGUUCGAUAUAAAAUGCUUUGUCGCACUUCUCAGUAAUAGUCGUCGUUUGAUUAUCGGUUCAUACAAGAAUUACUCAAAUCCUCCCGUUACGUUUGAGGUCCGAUUAAAGCUCUCUGACUUCCUCUCGGUCCAGUUCGCGGUUACCGAGGACUGCGAAUCAAUCAGUGGGUGAUUGAUGAGAAGCCUGCAGUGUCACGUGAAUUCUCUGUCAUCGGAUCGUGUGUCCAAUCAGGACGAGUCUCUUCUGCAAUUCCUACUCGCUGGGUGAAAUUUAAUUUGCAAUACUGAUCUUUUGAUGGCAGGCGGUGAUGCGGAAGGAUUUUAAACCUGAAAAAAUCCACGCGGAUGAUAAACCACGGUGCUUUGAUAGUCGAUAAGAAAAAAAAGAAAAUUAAAAUUUAGAGUAUAUUAGAAAUAUCAACUACCAUGUAUUACCAACUAUAAUGUUUCUCUGAAGACAAGAGCACUGAAUAACAAACUUUAGCCUGAGAUUUACAAUAUUUAUGUAACAUCAUCGGGAGCAGCUGACACGUUUGAAACGAGAAUUAUUAACGUGGAGAAAUGACACCUGAACUAAAAGUGAAAAGUUGAAAUUGAGUAAUAAUUUUUUGUGAAACGUACGUCGCGGACGCCGAGGGAACUCGUGCUAUUCGCGAAGAUGGAUCACUGGCAAAUGUUCGCUUUCUUUUUCGUCGGAAGUUUUUUUAAAGACAUUUGGGCGAUCAACAUAAAGGACGUGAGAAUCCCGAAGGUGGUGAGAGAGGGUACGGAGGAGCCGAUUAUUCUGGACUGCAACUACGAGAUGGGAACAUCAUCGAACACUGGUCUCACGAUAAAGUGGCACAUCGGACCGAAGGUGCUGUAUCAGUGGGUUCAGGGAAGUCCACCGCGAGCUUCCGAAGAGUUCCACAAGUACGUCGACGUGUCCUACAAGGCUAGCAACAACUCGAACACCAUGUACAGGGCCGUCAAGCUUGUCAGACCUGGGCUCGAGCUCUCCGGGAACUACAGGUGCGUCGUCUGGACUCACGACGACGAGGUCGAGGAGGAAGAGAGGAUGGUGGUGUACUCGCCGGAAAAUUACUUCACUAUACAUCAGGAUUACAAAAGUACGGAUGAAUCGAACUGUGAGCUUAUCGUCACCUGUCUGGCCAAGGGCUUGUCUCCUCUGCCAACGAUAACGCUGCAAAAGGACAUGGAAGAAAUCUUACAACAAAAAACAGUCAUUCCUCGCGCUGAUGGACGGUACGAAGUCAAAUCAAUCGCCGUUAUGGACGCCAAGAGGCUUCGGCCUCCCGUCACGUUCAAGUGCGAAAUCCACAUUCAAGACGCCAACUACACCAACUUCAAGGAGGUCGUCUACAGCGGCUGUGACGCUCGGCUGCCUCGAACUUUCUUCCUUGCAGCCAUCUUCGCCGUUCUAAUCCUCUUUGCUGGUAAUCAAUAGUGAUCUGUUCAUGCUAGUGAUCCUGAUAAUGUGAACGAGUGGUAAAGACGUGUAUUUUUGUCGGGCUGAAUUUAGUGGGAAGAAAAGGGGUGUGCAAACUUUUCGCAAGACCGGGUGUGAUUUUUUCCAUCUGGAAAAAAAGAAUAUAUAUAUAUAUGCCCGCAGUUGCGACGGAAUUUUAUAAAUCCUUUAUCACUGUAAGGCUUGCAAUUGCGCAAGGACUGAAAUUAUCGGAGGCGAUUUGUUCCUAUAGAUUAACGUGUCAGGUUUUUACUCGGGUGUUCAUUGUUCGACGUAAUUUUUCAAUAUUUUAUUUUUUCCUUCUCACGUGAAAAAUCGACGAGUAUAACAGCUGAUUCCAACAAUCUUACCCGAGUGAAUGUAAAAGUUGGAAUAAAUAUGCAAGAAACGAGCAGAAAUUUAUGUGUUGAAUAAAAAAAAAAAAAUAAAUAAAAAUUGUCCAAUGUCGUGAAAACGAUUCACGGAUAAUAUUGAACGCCUAAAAAACACAUUACUUUUAUUAUCGACGAUCGACAUUUCAAAUAAUUUUCCCGGCCUAAAUAAACACUAUGAGUUUAACUUAAAAUUAGUAAAUUUUACUGGAAAUAUCGAUCAAUUUUUCAGUGUUAAACAUUUUAAAUUCACGUCUCUGGUAAAUACAGAUAGAAGAUUUUACUCUGAAUGACAAUAUUAAAGACGAAUGUAUCGAGGUGAUGUAAUUCGUAAGGUGACUUAAUUUACUGAACAAUUCUAGGCCAGCCGAUAGAAAAUUUCCAGUUUGAAUUUCAAAUUUCUCAGAGUCGAUUGAAAAAGAUCCUAUUAUGAUCUCUAAUAUGUUCAGGAUGCAAUUCUUCAGGCGUUGAUCUAUUUUUUCUGGCGUAAAAUUUGAUUAUUUACGUAGAUAGCUGCGGGACUCAAGAUUUGAAAAUGUGGAAUCAAGUGAUUAGAUUUUUCGUACUUUUCAAUCAUCGAUUUGUAUAUUGACAGAAAUAUUUGCUUGCAUACGUGUCGUGUAAAUAUAAAAUUUGACAUAUAGAUAUGUAAAAUUGAAUCGAGGCCAUUCAUUCAUUCGUAUAAUUGUAAAAUUAGGAGAGAUAAAUAUUCUCUAUAUUACGUGGUCCUGUUUCAACUCCGAUAAAUGUAUACCGAUAAUAUAAAAAUUUAUUACAUGUAUAGGCUUAAAUGCGAAAAUUACAACGCCAAUAUCUCUGUGUGUAAAAAUGAUGAUUAAAAUGGAAAUGCUUUAAAGGGAGUAUAAAAAUAUAUGUAUAAUAAAAAUGGUGAAAUUAUACGAUACAUUUAAUGAAUGAUUGGCUUGCUUGGACAAUGAUAACGAAAAUAACGGAAUUCUUAAAUUAAUUAAUGUAAAUUAAAGAUGAAAAUCAAGCGAAAACAAACAUUCGUUAAAGAGAAAUGAUGAAUAAUAAAUGAAGGGGUGUAUGAAUGUACAGAAUACAGGGUGCUAAAUUUACUUGUCGAUUAUAUAACGGAUCGUGAUUCGAAUAGCAACAACACGAAUUCGUGAUACUCAAGUUUCGUAAAUUUCAAACCAACGUAACCGAGCUACACUCGUGAGAUAAGAAUUAGAAAUAAAAUUCCAAUCGUCCGGUUAAUAAAAUCGAUAAUUUCAGUUACGGUAACGAAAGAAUUGCAAAAACUGUUAUGUAAAGCUACUUAACUGUAAAUAAUUGGCUAAUACUUUGAUUGACACUGUAGAUUGAAAAGUGCAAAAGACAAAAGAAAAAGAAAUCAAUCCUGUCGUCAUUUUGAAAGUAAACUUCAAAAUCAAUUACGGCCGAUAUAAUUCGAUCGAGCGAUAAGACGAAAAGUGACAUAUUUUAAAAUGAGAAUUUGGCUAAAUAAAAAAAUCUAUCUCACCAUGAAUAUAUAUAUGUAUAGAUAAUAGAUAUACAUGUGCGAAGCUAAUUGAUCAAGGCUUGACCGGUUUCGUUCAAAAGUAAUUUGAAUUAUCGAAGACGUCAUUUUCGGUCAUUUCGUGAUAAGUGGUUAUAAUAAUAAUAAUAAUAAGUAUACAUAGGUAUUAAUUUGUUAAAAAUAUAAUAACCAUGUACAUGUUUAACAUAGGUAUGUAUUAUACGACCACAGGACAUAUUACGAUUAUAAUUUAUAAACUUAUUAACACUUGUAAUUCGAUUUUCUAUAUUUCCAGAGUGAAUAACGAUUGUUAAAUAAUAUAGCCUAUGGUAUAUAUAUAAAAGAAGAGAAAAUUAUGCGAGAAUAUAUGAUAUAUAUAUA
Molecule: messenger RNA, 4193 nt
Organism: Neodiprion virginianus
Lineage: Eukaryota; Metazoa; Arthropoda; Insecta; Hymenoptera; Diprionidae
Exons: 5
Coding region: 1149-1937 (262 amino acids)
Source: RefSeq, a predicted model, not a curated record